CACCACAUGAAGGUAUCAGCAGGCCUCCUGAUGUCUGGGAUCAGGUGGGCAGUGAAGACAGGACUGUGGCAGCCUAGCAGGGAGGAGUGGCUACUGGCAGCACGAUGCGUGCAGCAGGAGGAAAAGGACAGGAUCAACAAGUUUGUCUUCGCUAAGGACGCCAAGUAUGCUAUGGCUGGCCGUUUCCUGAUUAGAAAAGCAGUGAGUGACCAGUUGGGCCUGCCGUGGAAGGAUAUCCAGUUGGGUAGAACAGAGAAGGGCAAACCGUACCUAACUAACACAGUUGGCGCUGAUCAUGCCCUGUUCAGUUUCAACGUGUCCCACUCAGGAGACUACGCCGUGCUGGCAGCAGAGCAGGAACACACUGUGGGUGUGGAUGUCAUGAAGAUAGACUAUCCAAAUCGAGGUGAUGUCCCCGAGUUCUUUCGCACAAUGAGGCGACAGUUUACCGACCACGAGUGGACCACGAUUAAGACUCCGAGCUCAGAGUGGGAACAACUCAAACUCUUCUACAGACACUGGUGUUUGAAGGAGAGUUAUGUGAAGGCCCUGGGAGUUGGCAUUGGGUUUGAGUUGCAGAGAAUAGACUUCCACCUGCAGACUGUAGCAGCCGUCUCGGAACCCCCGCCGUUCCAAGUCCUGAACUUUGCGGAGCUGACAGGCGCCGCGCAGCCCCUUCUUCCGGAGGAUGUCUCCUACUGGGAAAGCUUCCGCAACAAAAAGGAGAGGCCGCAGCUAGCAAAGAGAUGACGUAUUUAUUGGUCUUGAUCUUAUUAGACCUUAUUUCAGUCGAGCUGUUUUGUGUAUAUAAGGUAGAUAAAUAAUAAGUGAAGAAACUGGCCUGAGAGAUUUUUAUGCAUUGUUUAGUACCACUUAGAGACAAGGGUCGCAAGGUUAGGUCUUGCAAGUUGUAAUUUGGAGUAACAAAGACCUUUAGUUGAAAGAUAUCAGGGCUUAAAAUACUGGGUGCAUAUUAUAUGUACCGUAGAUAGUCAAGAAACUGGCUGGACAGAUUUGUAUGUGUUGUUUAGUGCUUCUGAGAGGCAAGGGUCAUCUCUACAGUUGAAAGGUAUCCUUGCUGUGUUCUUGAAAUACUGGGUGCACGUGCACUCAAUAUUAGAGCUAUGCACGUAAAUUUUGACUGUGGGUGCACCUAAAUAUCUGUGUA
Molecule: messenger RNA, 1168 nt
Organism: Branchiostoma belcheri (Belcher's lancelet)
Lineage: Eukaryota; Metazoa; Chordata; Leptocardii; Amphioxiformes; Branchiostomatidae
Product: L-aminoadipate-semialdehyde dehydrogenase-phosphopantetheinyl transferase-like
Exons: 6
Coding region: 7-750 (247 amino acids)
Cellular component (GO): cytosol
Molecular function (GO): magnesium ion binding; holo-[acyl-carrier-protein] synthase activity
Source: RefSeq, a predicted model, not a curated record